AGAAUUACUAAACCUUAACAGUAACCGAGUUGGAAGGAACUUUGGAGAUCAUCUAGUCCAACCCCCUGUUCACGCAGGACACCUGUAUUAGGGAUUUGAACCGCCGACCUUUCUGAUUGACAAGCUAAGCCGCUAAAAUCCAGAUGACCACUAUAUGGCCGCAAAGCCUUAGGAUUUUCAGUGUUUCUUUGCUCCCAUCUAAUAAUUUUCUGGCUUUUAUAAUUCCAGAUCUGGUGGCCCCACUGUAAGCAUGACUUUCCAGAACAAGCAUCAUGUCAUUCUUCUAGCAUGAUUGGGUCAGCAGCCUAGCUUUAUUAGAGUCUAUUAAAUUGCAGUUAUUAGACUAAGGAUGGCUUCUGAGAACAAUAGCUGAGUGACAGGUGAUGCACACUAGCCUUAUGAUAAGAUUAUUACUCGAUGAUCAGUUUUAUACUAUUAGCUUCAGUCAUCAUGAUGCUUACUUUGCAUCCUUAGUCAAAGUGGGUAGUGCCAAGACAGCCAAGGACGUAGCCAAUAUGGAUAACUCAGUUGGCAUGCUGGAAACUCAGGUUGAGUGAGGAACCUGUUGUUCGUGCAGAGAAAUGGUUGUAUAAUUGUUCACCAGCUUGCUCAGAUUCCAGUCUAUUAUACUAGAGCCAAGUAGAAGUUGCCAAAAGCAAAGACUUCGAGGGCAAUAAACAUGCUUUGAAGUGCAAGGCAAUUAUGUGGAUCCACAAUUUCAGUGACUAGCCUCCUACUGAAUUUUAUGUGGAUCUGUAUUUUCUGCAUGGCCACAUGAAUUAAUUCUGAGAUCAACUCAUUUGACCUGAGAGUCCAUGUAGUAUGAUCAUUAUAUUACUAGAGUAGCAACUAAGCGGUUGCAGUGUUGAAAUAAGGAAACACAAGUUCAAGUACACUUUUGGCCUGGAAACUCCCAGGUGAUUUUGGAUCACUUGCUUUAUCUGAGCACAAUCUUCCUUGUUGUUAAAGGAAUAACACUAAAAGUGAUCCUACACAAAUAAUCCUCAAUUUAUGACCAUUUAUUUAGUGAUUGUUUGAUGUUACACAGUGCUGAAAAAAGUGAUUUAUGACUGCUCCUCUCCUGUCCUGCCACAAAACCACUGCAGCAUCCCCACGGUCAUGUGAUCAAAAUUUGGGCACUUGGCAACCUGCAUAUAUCUAUGACAGUUGCCGUAUUCCAGGGUUAUGUGAUUGCCACCUGUGAUCUUCCCAGUUGGCUUCCAAAAAGCAAAUUCAAUGGGAGAGUGCCAGAUUCACUUAAUCACAGUGAUUCAUUUAACGACUAUGGCAAAAAGGUCAUAACAUUGGGCACAACUCACUUAAGGAAUGCCUUACAUAAUGGUGGAAGUUUUUGUCCCAAUUAUAAGUCAAGGACUAUGUGUAAAAUGCACCUAGUAAAACGGCAUGGAAGGAAAGGAAGGAGAAGAGGAGAGGAAACGGACCAUAGAAUAGAAUAGAAUAGAAUGGAAUGGAAUAGAAUAGAAUAGAAUAGAAUAGAAUAGAAUAGAAUAGAAUUUAUUGGCCAAGUGUGAUUGGACACACAGGGAAUUUGUUUUGGUGCAUAUGCUCUCAUAUGUGUACAUAAAAGAAAAGAAAAGAAAAAGAAAGAGAAAGAAAAAAAAAUACCUUCAUCAAAGCAAACAGACUGGGAUAAAACAAACGUUGGAUUCCUGUGGCCUUGGAAGGAAAGCUAGGAAGAAGCUCUCUUAUGUUCUCCCAAGAACUCAGCAUGAAUAGAAUUGUUGUGUACGACAAGCCCAAUUUUGAGGGCCUCAGCAAAGAGUUCACCUGUGAUGUCCCUGAUCUGCAUGAAUUGGAUUUUGGUGAUUGUAUCUCCUCCUUGAAGGUGAGAGGGCAACCCUGGGUGGCCUACAAGCUCUCUAAGUUUGAAGAGGAUGGCAUCAUUUUUGAGGAAGGGGAUUAUGCUGAGAUUGACAACAACAACAGGAUUUCAUCCCUACGACUUGUUUACCAGGAUCUCUCUGACCCCCAAAUUACACUGUAUGAACAUCCCAACUAUGAAGGUCAAAGCAAGGUGGUGAAGGAGGAGACCAACCUCGCCUACGGUUACUUUAAUGACCGGGUCUCCUCCCACGUGGUGCAGAGGGGUGUCUGGCUGCUCUAUAAAAAUCCAAACCGCGGGGGAUGGUAUCACAUCGCCUGGCCAGGGGAACGCAUUCAUGACUAUAAAACUGAGAUCAACUUCGAUGAUAACGUCUCUCACUUGCAACCCCUGAAACCCGGCCGUCCAAUCAUUACCGCCAAGUUGCUGUGGGAUCAAAAGAAAGUGGAAGCUGAGCAUGACGUUCUGAUCGAUGAGAUUGUGGGAACCAACUGCACCGAAUACGAACAAGCCUUCACCACCAACUCCACGCGAGAAUAUACUGCCACGGUGUUCCAGAGCUUCCACUUCAGCAACACCACUUGCCUAAAACUCGGCUUUUCUUUCCAGGUGACCUUGGGUUGUUCCAAUAUAUUUGUAGUGGAGAAAGGCAAAAGCGAGUCCACCACCACUACUGAGAAGGUAGAGGUCCUGCUGCCUGCCAAAAUCCCUCCAUGCACUGAACUUUCCAUACAGGUGAUCAAGAAGGAGACCACCACCUCAGUGCCAGUGGAGCUCACCAUCUGUCAAAAUGGCAAAGAAAAGAAGGAGAACGCUGAAUACCGCUGUGUUUCAGGCCGUACCAUCAGCACCAGAUAUACCAUGAAGCCUGUCCCGGCAGCACCGGGCACUUCCCAAGCUAAACCACAAGAAGUAUGACAGAGGAGGGACACAAGCAACUAUGUCAACCCCUGCAUGUGGAUAGAUCUCUAGGAGAACAUUUUCAAGCACAGGCUGCGCCAGGGGUGAGAAAUUAUUUCUGAUUAGGCUCCUUUCAAAUUAACGUUCUUGCGAUUGCAGAUACUUCCAGACUGAGAAGAAAGAAAAACAAGGGCCUGCUUUUUUCUAGACGUGGUGAUGGUUUCUGAGUUUAAAUAAUUAGGUUACAGGAAUAUAAUUAAGUUUGGACAUAACAGUUUAAUCCGGAUGGCAAUUUAUAUAGAAAAAAACACGAAUCUUUUCCUGAAGAUAUAUUAACUACCUGGAAAAUCAAGAAUGGAUAUACCAAUUUUUCCUCAAUUUGAACAGUUAAUGCUAUUAUUAGUACUGAACAUCAUAAAGCAGCAGAAUUAAAAAAUCUACAAGUUUAUCUACAUUUCUCAGUAAGGGGAGGAAGCAGCGGUUUGUUUGUUUGUUUGAUUUAUCUGAUGAAAUUGAAUUUUAAAGGAAUGAACAGUUCUUACAUAAACCUCCAUUCAAAAACAUUUCUUUUUACUUUACUUUCCAGCUUUAUUUCCCAUUAAAGUUAUCCCUCUGAUC
This is a messenger RNA of Ahaetulla prasina, 3361 nucleotides long. RefSeq names its product epidermal differentiation-specific protein-like. The transcript is spliced from 2 exons. Gene Ontology annotation, molecular function: structural constituent of eye lens. The record is from RefSeq and is a predicted model, not a curated record. Gene Ontology annotation, biological process: lens development in camera-type eye; visual perception. NCBI's taxonomy places the organism in Eukaryota, Metazoa, Chordata, Lepidosauria, Squamata, Colubridae. Bases 1709 to 2761 code for a protein of 350 amino acids.